Molecule: messenger RNA, 522 nt
Organism: Aureococcus anophagefferens
Lineage: Eukaryota; Pelagophyceae; Pelagomonadales; Pelagomonadaceae
Gene: NAT1
Exons: 1
Coding region: 1-522 (173 amino acids)
Biological process (GO): N-terminal peptidyl-methionine acetylation
Cellular component (GO): NatB complex
Molecular function (GO): protein-N-terminal amino-acid acetyltransferase activity
Source: RefSeq, a predicted model, not a curated record
AUGACGACGACGCGCGCCUUCCGCUGCGAGGACCUCUUCCGCUUCAACAACAUCAACCUCGACGCGCUGACGGAGACGUACAACGUGUCGUUCUACUACAUGUACAUGAGCACGUGGCCGGACUAUUUCAAGGUCGAGGAGCACCCGAGCGGCAAACUCAUGGGCUACAUCAUGGGCAAGGCCGAGGGCGAGGGCACGCUCUGGCACGGCCACGUCACGGCGGUCACCGUCGCGCCCGAGUUCCGGCGCCGCGGCCUCGGCCGGAAGUUGAUGCACUCGCUCGAGCGCACGUCCGAGUCCGUCUUCGACGCCUACUUCGUGGACCUCUUCGUGCGCGUGUCGAACAGCCUGGCCAUCUCCAUGUACACGCGCUUCGGCUACUCGGUGUACCGGCGCGUCAUCGGCUACUACUCCGGCACCGAGGACGCGUUCGACAUGCGGAAGGCGCUGCCCCGGGACCGGGAGAAGCGGUCCAUCGUGCCGCUGGAGCAUCCGAUCUACCCCGACGACCUCGAGUGGUAA